Molecule: messenger RNA, 1527 nt
Organism: Ceutorhynchus assimilis (cabbage seed weevil)
Lineage: Eukaryota; Metazoa; Arthropoda; Insecta; Coleoptera; Curculionidae
Source: the annotation of a GenBank genome assembly
AUGACAUCCUUAUUCAAUAUAAAACCUACACAAAUAAAUAAUUCUUGGUGGAAUACACCACAACAAGUACUCAUAGCGAAUUCCAAUGACCCGUUAGUGAGAUAUUUCACAAAUAGCCCUCAUAUUGCUUCAAAUGAGGAAAAUUUAUUCGAGCAAUUGGAAAAACUCAAGUCAAUUCGAAAACCUUCCGGCUACACGAUAUUGCCUGAAUCACUAGCCUCACUUGACAGUGUUUUAAUGACAGUAGCUGCGUCUGAGGCAUUUCAAAUUGCUAAAUACACUGUUGCGAUACCACAAGGAAUCAGUGUCCAUAGUGUGGCCGAGGUUUUAUGGAACUACAGGUUUGCCGAUUCCAUAAUAAUCCAAAUCGAAACCACCAAAAUAGAAAUGUACAAAAUUGAAAUUGUUGAAUGCUCAAUGGCUAGAGCCAAAUUAUGCGAAAAAACAAAUUGUAUUUUCAACUUCAAAACCUCCUUCAUCGGCUGCCCAUUCAGAAUAAUCUGGUCUCACCAUCCACCAUUUGUAUACCCACAAAACAACACUAAUGGUUGGAAAGGUAUUUUCAUAGACUUCCUAGAACCUUUGGGCUAUUUGAGUCAAAGACCUAUAAUAUUCGCUCCAGACGAUGCUGAUUAUUAUUUUGAAAUUUCUACGUCGUACUCCUACAACACCGUAGUCGAAGACUUAGUGAAUGAGACUUUAUUAUUUGUUGGCAGUAUUGUAAUGGAAGUCAAUCAAAUACUUCAUGUAUCUUCGAUUUUAACUGAUGACGAUUUACUGGUACUGGCACCAAGAUUACUGACAGAUUAUUGGCAACAUUUGGCUUACGCCGUGUCCACGGCACGGAUUAUUUUCAGUUUGGGUUUGCUGCUACUCUCAUCAAUGGUGAUAAAUUUUCUUGUGCAAGGAAGUCUCCUGAGUAUUUUAACCGGCCCAAUGUACGAACCUCCACUGACAAAUAUAAAACAAUUAUUAGAUUCUAAAUGGAUUGUUAAAUCGCCGAGAGUGAUCUUGCCUUAUUUAGAAUUUAUGUCCAAAGGACAUCCAGAAAUGAAGGAAGUUCUCAAACGAACUAUACCGUUUAAUGAUAACAGCAUGAAUGUUCUGCUUGAUGCAAUAGUUAAAGAGGAGAAUUUUGCUACUUUUAUGACUUCUGGCCUUCUUCUUACAAGACCGAAUAUUAAAAAUAUUUUUGGCUAUUUUCCAUUUUACCACGCAAAUUUGGGUCUGGCUAUGAAACAAUACGAAUAUUCUUCGCCUCGCAUCUACGACUGGAUACUUCGAAUGCAGGAAACUGGAUUUCUCGAGAAAUACAAUCGCUUGCAUUUGUUUCAGUUAGCCUUAAAGCAUAACGUGGAAACUGAAGAAAGAAAGUUCAUAAUAGGUUGGACGCAAUUUUGGCCUGCAUUAUUGCUUCUGUUUUUUGGAAAUGCUAUCGCGAUUGGAGUUUUCGGUGGAGAAAUUGCCUAUUCGAAAGUUGCAAAUUGGUGUAGGAUUUAUUCUAAAGGAAAAGAAAGAAACUUUUGA